CUGACUCCUUAUUAAUAUUGAUUUUAGUUCUGUUAGCACAUUUGACGUCUUGUCAACUUCUCUUCAGUUUGGGAUAUCAUAAUAAAAUGAUUAUUAUACAAAUUAAUUAGUUUAUUUCAUUGGCGACGAGGAAUAUUUACUUCGCAAAAAUGUCCAUCGGGAGUAUAAAAGAGUUCAAUCUACAAGAUGGGAACUGGAAUUUCUAUACGGAAAGAUUGGAAAUGUAUUUUGCGGCGAACAGCGUAAAAAAUGACAAGAAGCUGCCUACGCUUAUUUCCGUGAUGGGAGAAGAUGCUUAUGGCCUUUUAGCUUCUUUGGCCAGCCCCAUACAGCCGAAGGAUUUAUCUUAUGAUCGUGCGGUAAAUAUAUUAUCUCAACAUUUGCAACCGAAACCAUCCAUUAUGGCUGAAAGGUACAAAUUUAGACAGCGGCGGCAAAUGACAACUGAAACAGUCGCUUGUUAUGUUGCGGAACUUAAGCGCCUGUCGAAAUACUGUGAUUUCGGAAAGUCUUUAGAAGAGAAUCUCAGAGAUCAAUUUGUUUGCGGCGUUAGCAGCGAUGUGAUUCGCCAAAGGCUGUUUGCGGAGGAAACCUUGACAUAUGAGACAGCGGUAAGGCUUGCCAAGUCAAUGGAAUCCGCGGAGCGAGAUGCGGCAUCAGUAGAGCGAACGGGAAUUGUUCACACUCAGGCUGGUAAUAUUACACCUGAGCUAAACAAGCUAAAUAUACGAGGAAAGCGUAAUGGAGAGGCAGGGCGACAAGAGGCAGCUUGUUCGACACGUGCUGAAGGAAAUAUGCAAUUUCAAGCAGAUUCGCCUAACGGUCUACCAUGCACUGUGUGUGGUUGGCGCAACCACACUGCGGUAAAAUGUAAAUAUCGACAACACACUUGUAGUAAGUGCAAAAAUGUCGGGCAUCUUCGUAGGAUGUGUCCGCUGGCUGAUAUUUCUUGCAGGAGAGACCCGUUAUCGACGAAUAGUCACAGGAAGACAAGAGGUGUCAAUUUUGUCGGGAGUAACGAUGUGGACGACACGGACUACUCAAGCUGUGAUGAUGAUUUUAUUAAUUAUUUGUCGCUGAGCAAGUAUCCACCGGUUAGUUUACCUUUGAUUGUUAAUGAUAAGGUUAUUAGUAUGGAGGUUGACACAGGUGCCCCCAUAGCGUGUAUAUCAAAGGAAACGUAUGACGCUAUGUUUGCUGACGUGCCGUUAAAACCGUAUAGUCAAGGGUUUAAUUGUUAUAAUAAGACAAAAAUUCAACCUGUCGGGGUAUUGAAACCGAAUGUUAAAUAUGGGGGAAUUUCCAAGAAUUUGGAAUUAUUUGUAAUGGAUAAAGGGACUACAUCUCUGCUCGGUAGGCAUUGGCUUACUGAAUUAAAAAUACCUACUAUGUGUAAACAUGCGAGUUGUGUUAAUAAUAUCGCUACGGAUGUGUCAUUAAAUGUUGAUGUAUUACUUGACAGGUAUAAGGAGAUUUUUGAUGGUGGCUUGGGACGGUUCAAUGGUGGAGAGAUACAGUUGCGAUUGCGUGACGGAGCGGUUCCUAUUUACUGUCGCGCUCGUCCUCUUCCGUACGCGCUGCUGCGGCGAGUGGAUAAUGAGUUAGACUCAAUGCUGCGCGAUGGAAUCAUAGAGCCGGUUGAUAGCUCGGACUGGGCUACGCCUUUGGUACCCGUAAGUAAAUCUGACGGAGGUUUGAGGCUCUGCGCGGACUAUAAGAUAACUUUAAAUCCGGUCUUGCUGGUUGACAGAUAUCCAUUGCCGCGCGUUGAGGAUUUACUUGUGACCUUAAAUGGCUCGCAGUAUUUCAGUAAGAUCGACUUGUCUCAGGCUUACAAUCAGUUAGUACUCGACGAAACAUCUAGAGACUUAACUGUUAUUAACACGCACAGGGGUUUGUUUAGGUAUAACCGUUUAGUAUUUGGAUUGGCAUCUAGUGCCGGGAUAUUUCAAAGAACUAUGACUAACUUAUUAAAAGGAGUGCAUCCGUCCGUCGGAAUUUUUCAAGAUGAUGUUAUUAUAGGCGGCAGUUCUAAGGAAGAACACCUUAAGGCUUGAGAUGCGGUACUUAAGCGAUUGCAUGAGAGUGGUUUGAAGGUUAAGAAAAGCAAGUGCGUAUUUCUAGUGAGCCAAGUAAAUUAUCUUGGGUAUGUUGUAUCUAAAGACGGUAUUGCGACUGAUCCGGCUAAGAUUGAGGCAAUGUUAAAGGUGCCUACUCCUAAAAAUGUCACAGAGUUACGAUCCUUUUUAGGGAUGGUCAACUUUUAUGGGAAAUUUGUUAAAAAUAUGAGUUCGAUAUUGAGUCCCAUGCAUGAUUUACUAAAAAAAGGAGCUGCUUGGAAUUGGUCACAUGAAUGUGAAAAGGCCUUUAUGACCAUUAAGCGGCGUUUAUCUGGAUCGAAGGUUUUA
This is a messenger RNA of Leguminivora glycinivorella, 2408 nucleotides long. RefSeq lists its product as uncharacterized. The record is from RefSeq and is a predicted model, not a curated record. Gene Ontology annotation, molecular function: zinc ion binding; nucleic acid binding. NCBI's taxonomy places the organism in Eukaryota, Metazoa, Arthropoda, Insecta, Lepidoptera, Tortricidae. The transcript has a single exon. Bases 150 to 2057 code for a protein of 635 amino acids.